UGAAUGCUCAUAAUUAUUGUGAAUUCUGUUCUAUGAUUCUGUUUUACAUUUUUUCUGCAUCCCAACGACAGAAGAACAUUAUGAUGAUGUGCAUUAAUAAAAAUAAAGAGAAUUCUAAUGCAAGGAAGACAAACCAUUAAUUAUUGUGAAUUUUUAUUUUACUUAUUAUCUUUCUUGAGACGGAAGCAGUUGUUCGGAUAUACCCAAUAAGCUUUCACAACGUCAACACAAAUGGCAGAUAUUGACAAAGUGAAAGUUCUCGUCGUUGGAGACUCCGGAGUUGGCAAAACCUCCCUCGUUCAUCUCAUUUGUCACAAUCAGCCAUGCUACAACCCAACAGCAACCAUCGGCUGCUCUGUUGAAGUGAAACUGCAUGAAUACAGAGCAGGUACACCUUCAGAAAAAGAUUUCUUUGUGGAACUAUGGGAUAUUGGUGGCGCUGCUAGUCAUGCCAACAGCAGAUCAAUCUUUUAUCAUCAAGUUCAAGGUAUAAUUCUUGUUCAUGAUUUAACCAAUCGUAAGUCUCAUCAGAAUUUGAGGAAAUGGUUAGCAGAAACUCUAAGUAAAGACGACUUAAAACCUACCAAUGGCUACGACUUUGAUCCAGAACAAUUUGCCGGCAACCAAAUCCCGAUAUUAGUCAUUGGCACAAAGGUGGACUCGGCUCAGAUAUUACGAGAACGAAAUGCUUUACAGUUGUCCCAUAUAGCAGAAGAGUGUGGUGCAGAUGAGUUUAAUCUGGAUAGUUGGCAAGUCAAAUAUUUAGCUCCAGGUUCUACCAAUGCUGUCAAACUGUCCAGGUUUUUUGACAAAGUAGUUGAACGCAAACUCUCCAGCAAUCAGGUCAGUACAACUGAGACUAUUGGCUUUCGCCAAGGUUACCAGUUUUAAGAACGGGGGCUGCCAUUACGUAAGGCUUACAGAUCGAGUCUUUGGGUCACAUCAGCCCCCAACAGUCUAGAAGGAUGUGGAAAGCUUCUCAUGCUGACUGAUUUAACGUGACAGACUGACAAAAGCAUUGUAUUGUAUUGUGUUCAACAUUUGUUUUGGGGUGUGGACUUGGUCAGUGUUUUUAUGUUCAGUUAAACCAGUGGUUCUCAACCUUUUAAGUUCGGCGACCCCCUUUUAACAAUCCCCCACUCUGCCGCGACCCCCACCCACCCACACACACACAUACAGCAAUAGAAGAGUAGACAAUAACAAUCCAUAUUUUCGAUGUCUUAGGCUACACCUGGCAAAUGGUCAAUCGACCCCCCCAAAGGGGUCGCGACCCACAGGUUGAGAACCCCUGAGUUAAACAUUCAUUCUGAGUGUGGGUUCCUUCAUGCCGCACUUAAUAAAAAAUGUGCUAUCUGCAUGUGUCCAUCUGGAGCGUUGGUGUGUCUGUCUUCAUCGGUGUGUCAGUUACGCAAAGUGUCUACAAGGGUGUAUGUCAGUUAUACAAAGUGUCUGUAUACAAUGGUGUAUGUCAAGUAUACAAAGUGUCUGUAUACAAUGGUGUAUGUCAAGUAUACAAAGUGUCUGUAUACAAUGGUGUAUGUCAAGUAUACAAAGUGUCUGUAUACAAUGGUCUAUGUCAAGUAUACAAAGUGUCUGUAUACAAUGGUGUAUGUCAAGUAUACAAAGUGUCUGUAUACAAUGGUGUAUGUCAAGUAUACGAAGUGUCUGUCUACAAUGGUGUAUGUCAGUUACAAAGUGUCUGUCUACAAUGGUGUAUGUCAGUUAUACAAAGUGUCUGUGUAUGUAUGAAUCAUUUUAUUUAUUAUGUAGAUUACAUUAUUAAAAAUAAUGUCUAAAACUACACAUAUUGUACGAUGGGCGUAGUGGAGGGGGGGGGGAUGUUCUGGAUUCAACCCCCCCACACACACACGCAGGGAAGGGGUUAAUUUGGUGAAUGUAAUUUUUUUUUUUUUUAACUAAAGGAGAACUAAAUUCAUAAAAUAUUCAAACAAUAAAUACUAAAGGAAAUUACAGUUACUAAAUUCUAUGAGCCUAGCCAAUGGCUGUUUUGAGCUUAACCCCCCCCCCCCAACUACCACCACCAAAUAAAAAAAAAAAAAAAGCAAAGCUACAUUCAUCAAAUUUCAUCAACCAGUGGAUUAUCUUAGCUUAAAAAUCCCCCUCAAAAAAAUGUAGAUAAAAACUACUAUUGCCAAAUUCCAUGAUCACAGCCAUGGGUUUUUGAGAAUGUUGAUCUCGUCUCCCAAAUCAUAUAAUAAUAAGGCUUGUCUUUGAGUGGGAAGAUCAAUCAGGAAUGCAGUAUUUCCCAUGGCUAUGGAGAGCCUACAUCCCCUCUCCCUAAUCAUAAAACUAAAGCUAAACUACAAUUACCAAAUUUCAUGAUUGUGUGGAGGGGAGUUUGAGAUUUAACCCAUCCCCACUAAAAGUCACUGGGCUCCAUUAAUAUAAUAAAUCUAACGCAAAAUACUGUCAUCUAAUGCCAGGCGAGGGUUGAGGUUUUACUUAACCUGUGUGUUCAACUGAAGUCUUUAAGUGAUUGGUAUGCCUGAGUUGUUUUUUUUUUUUAGUUAAUAAAAUGUAUCUGCUUUUUAACCCUUAAGGCGCGUGUGGUCUCCAAACAUUAGAAUUGCAAUUCCAUUUUGUAUGCCCUCAUUGUAAAAUAGCUCAGCACUUUAAGGGUUAAUGGACUGUGUUUGUAUGUAUAUGUUUACGUGAAUAUGCUUGUGGGAGACUGAUGUACUUGGUUAAGAUGCUAUUUUUAGAAGAAAAAAAAAUGGAGUACCUGUACUUUGUAUUAAAGAAGGGAAUGACAGAUGAAAGAGGAGACUUGAGAUGAAGACACGAGGGAAUGAUGAAUGACAGGACUAGUAGUUGAGAAUUAUGUUACUAUGGAUACUGUGUAUUUUAAUUUGUAUUUUGUAUACCUCUUCUGUAAAUAUUUGUAAUAAAAGUGAUGUUUAUUUUG
Molecule: messenger RNA, 2926 nt
Organism: Biomphalaria glabrata
Lineage: Eukaryota; Metazoa; Mollusca; Gastropoda; Planorbidae
Product: rab-like protein 3
Exons: 8
Coding region: 232-891 (219 amino acids)
Biological process (GO): intracellular protein transport
Cellular component (GO): endomembrane system
Molecular function (GO): GTPase activity; GTP binding
Source: RefSeq, a predicted model, not a curated record